Molecule: messenger RNA, 1733 nt
Organism: Salmo salar (Atlantic salmon)
Lineage: Eukaryota; Metazoa; Chordata; Actinopteri; Salmoniformes; Salmonidae
Product: fumarylacetoacetase
Biological process (GO): homogentisate catabolic process; L-phenylalanine catabolic process; L-tyrosine catabolic process
Molecular function (GO): fumarylacetoacetase activity
Source: RefSeq, a predicted model, not a curated record
GCUGAGUCAUUUUCAAACCGUUUUGGGUUAUUUACCGUUCUUGAAAAAGGGUGGAUAUAAGAGAGCGUUUUCUAUUGGUCGUUGGUUCAUUGUGUGAGAGGCGGGCAGUCCUAUGGCUGCGGUCAGCAUCUGGAAGAAGUUACUCACGCUGUUGCUUACCUUGGAGAGUAUACCGGAGUACAACUGCAAUUUCAAAAUGUCUUUUGUAAAAAUUGACGAGAAGUCCGACUUCUCCUAUCACAAUUUACCAUACGGCGUGUUCUCGACACCGGAUAAUCCCAGGCACCGGAUUGGGGUUGCUAUUGGAGAUCAGAUUUUGGAUUUGAGCGUUAUAAAAUCUCUCUUCAGAGGUCCUGUGCUCUCCAAUCAACAGGAUGUGUUUGACCAGCCGACCCUGAAUGCGUUCAUGGGUCUGGGGUACGAGGCAUGGAGGGAGACCAGGAGGAGUCUACAGCAGCUGCUGUCUGCCAACGAGACCACGCUCAGAGACGACGUCAGCCUCAGGAGCAGAGCGUUUUUCCAUCAGAGUUCAGCCAUGAUGCAUCUGCCUGCUGAGAUAGGUGACUACACUGACUUCUACUCAUCCAGGGACCAUGCCACCAAUGUUGGCAUUAUGUUCCGAGGGAAGGAGAAUGCCCUGAUGCCCAACUGGUUGAGGCUGCCCGUGGGGUAUCAUGGCAGGGCUUCUUCCAUAGUGGUGUCUGGGACCCCCAUACGCAGACCCUCUGGACAGAUGAGACCCGACCAAUCUAAGCCUCCUGUGUUUGGCCAGUCCAAGCAGGUGGACAUUGAGCUGGAGAUGGCAUUCUUUGUAGGUGGAGGUAAUCGUCUUGGUGAGCCCAUUCCCAUAGAGAGAGCCCACCAACACAUCUUUGGCAUGGUGCUAAUGAAUGACUGGAGUGCCAGGGAUAUCCAGGCGUGGGAGUACGUUCCUCUGGGUCCGUUUCUGGGGAAGAACUUUGGGACAACCAUCUCACCCUGGGUGGUUCCCAUGGAGGCCCUGCUGCCCUUCGCUGAGCCCAACACUGUCCAGGAUCCAAAGCCCCUCCCUUAUCUAUGCCAUGACGAUGCCUUCACCUUCAACAUUAACCUGUUUGUGUCAUUGAAAGGAGAGGCAAUGAAGGAAGCAGCCACUAUAUGCAAGUCCAACUUCAAGUAUAUGUACUGGACUAUGAAGCAGCAGUUAGCUCAUCACACAGUCAACGGCUGUAACGUCAGACCUGGAGACCUGCUGGCCUCAGGAACCAUCAGUGGACCGGAUCCAGACAGUUUUGGUUCUAUGUUGGAGUUGUCAUGGAAGGGUUCUAAGACCGUGGACCUGGGAGGAGGAGAGACAAGAACCUUCCUAAAGGAUGGAGACGAUGUCACUCUUACAGGUUACUGUGAGGGGAAUGGGUAUAGGGUGGGUUUCGGACCGUGUGCUGGGACCAUUCUACCAGCCCUGUAACCAUGAGAAUCAUCCACCCUCAAUGUCUCUUCCAUCCUGGGGGGGAGUAAUGUUGUUACUGAAGUCCUUUAAAAGAGACAAUCCGGGAUUUUAAAUACACCAAAUCAUUCAGAUGGAUGAACGUACCAAUCCAGGAUUGACCCUUUAAAUGUUCAUUUUAAUGAAGGAUUCUUGUUUAUCAUUCUAAAGUAUUGUUACCAGAAGCAGUAUUAUAUUCCAUAAUGUUGUAACUAUGUGGUUUGGGACCUGACAUCUAAAAGCUAUAAAUGUUUAAACUCUUCUGUGA